AUGAACAUAAUUUUUGAGCUUCAAGGAGGGAGGUCGUUCUCCAUGGAAGUAGGUUACUUCGACACAGUCUUAGAAAUCAAAGAGAAAGUACAAAAGUAUCAAAACAUUCCUGUCUCCAAGCAAAUCCUAAUUCUCAAUGGCCAAGUUCUCCAUGACAAUGACGAUCCUUGGAAGGUCGAAAUCCUUCACAACACACGCAUUCAGCUCCAAGUGACCCCCAAAAAGGAGGAGAAUAGUAAGGACUUAGUUGUCAAUUCCACGCACACGAAAAUUCAGCUCAACGUGAAAACCGCGUCCAAAACGCACGUCAUCCCUCUCGAGGUGGACGUGAACAACGACACCGUUUUGAGGCUGAAGGAGAGGAUUCAUGAGAUGGAAACCGUAGCGGUUCCGGUUAACCGGUUGCUUUUCUUGCAUUCUUCGAACGGUGUAGAAAUGCUUGAUCACCAAUUGCUGCGAGACUGUUAUGUUUCGGAGAACGCCGAGAUCGACGUUGGUUUUCGGCCGUCGCCGCCCGCUGCGGCGUCGGCGUCUCCGGGGUCGAAGAGGCUGAAGCUUAUGGUUCUGCCAAAGAGCGGGACGAAGAAGGUUCCGGUGGAAGUGAAUCCGUCAGAUAACGUGGGAGAGCUGAGGAAGGAGUUGCAGAAGCUGCACCAGAGGGUUCAGUUUCAUUUGCCGCAAGACGGGUAUUUCUUCAUCUACAAGCAAAAUGUUAUGGAUGAUGAUAGGUCUUUCCGUUGGCAUCAUGUUGCACAGGGUGAUACCAUUGAAAUCUUCAAUGGAAGUGUUACCGGUGGAUCAUGA
Glycine soja is the source of this 804-nucleotide messenger RNA. RefSeq names its product ubiquitin domain-containing protein 7SL RNA1-like. The record is from RefSeq and is a predicted model, not a curated record. Gene Ontology annotation, cellular component: nucleoplasm; cytosol. The transcript has a single exon. Gene Ontology annotation, molecular function: polyubiquitin modification-dependent protein binding; proteasome binding; ubiquitin binding. Lineage: Eukaryota; Viridiplantae; Streptophyta; Magnoliopsida; Fabales; Fabaceae. The coding region runs from base 1 to 804 and encodes 267 amino acids. Gene Ontology annotation, biological process: proteasome-mediated ubiquitin-dependent protein catabolic process.